Mesorhabditis spiculigera is the source of this 1416-nucleotide messenger RNA. The record is from the annotation of a GenBank genome assembly. NCBI's taxonomy places the organism in Eukaryota, Metazoa, Nematoda, Chromadorea, Rhabditida, Rhabditidae.
AUGGAGGCGAUCGUCAUCACACCCAACUUGGUCUGGCAGGACAACGAGGAGUCGGCCAAGCGCAUCCCCCAAAAAUGGAUGAAUGAAAUUCCCCGCCUGUACAUCGCGAAAAAUCGAGCGUUGGACGUCGGCACGAUGUGGAACAAUUGGCUGCAUAUCCAGGAGGAGAUACAAAAGUGUUUUGCGGACCCAACGACCGUCACGAUUCAAGCGGAAGGACUGAAAAGAUGGGAGCGCCACUUUGAUUUUGCUGCUUAUUUCGCGGCGAUCGGUGUGCAAAUCGGGCCAAACACGACGAUUUCGGUGGCGCAGGAAGCGUUUGAUAAGUUUGCCGAACUGCUCGAUGACGGCGCAAAAUCUGAAUUUGCCGGUGAGGCGCUGGUCUACAUGAUUUUCCUGGAGAACCAGCACGGAAUGAGGCGGAGGUAUGUGACGGAAGACACGAUCCGAGAAUGCCACCAGUUCGUCACCGAGGAGGCGAUGCCGCUGUGGACCGUCAGCUUCUACCGACGUCACAUCCUCCAGAACCCGGAUUUCGACAACGAGAAGGCUAUCGUCGAAAACAUGCGCGCCGCCUUCAAGGAGACGCUCAACGAGGACGACUGGCUCGAGCCGGCUACCAGGGAGAAAAUUUUGAGCAUGCUCGAAAAACUCGACUUUUACCUCGGCGUCUUCUACGAGGCCUACAGCGAGGAGAAGCUGAUGGCACACUACAACAAGCGCCUCCCGAUGGACGCGACCAACUUCUUCGACUGGAAGAGCAGGUUCUACCAGGAUGUGGCCGGCAAGGAGUUGUUGUCCGACUCACGCUACAAGCUUCAACUAGCCGUUGACGCGUACAGCCGAAAGUUGUAUGCAUGGAUCCCACUCGGCUACCUCGGGUUCCACAGCGACGACUACGCGCUCGAGUACCAAUACGCGCAGCUGGGCUUUACGAUUGGGCACGAGAUGACACACACAUUUGAUACGAAUAUCGAAUGGAAAGGCAACGGAACCGUGUUCACCGGCAACGACCGCGAUGAGUUCGACGAGAAGACGCACUGCAUCGUCGACCAGUUCAAGAAUAUCACGCAUGCCGGCGAGUCAGGGGAGACAGUUACGGAAGCUGGCGAAACCUCGAUCCCGGAGACGAUGUCGGACAACAUGGCCGUCAGGACGUCGUUUAGGGCCUUCCGAAAGGAGCUAAACCGUCGUUACGGCCGAGAGGGCGACGCCUUCCGCCUCCCCGGUCUCGAGCAGUACACCACUGACCAGCUGUUCUUCCUGUCGUUGGCUAAUCAAAUCCACCCGCCACACAAGAGCCGUAUCAGCACGGCGAUGAAGAAUUCGGCUGAGUUCGCCAAAGCCUUCAAGUGCAAGAAAAACGCACCGAUGAACCCGGAGAAGAAGUGCCGUGUGUGGCGCUACAAGAAGCAC